Messenger RNA from Lepidothrix coronata (blue-crowned manakin), 5485 nucleotides. It is a transcript of the gene KDM1B, whose product is annotated as lysine demethylase 1B. Bases 163 to 2628 code for a protein of 821 amino acids. Lineage: Eukaryota; Metazoa; Chordata; Aves; Passeriformes; Pipridae. The transcript has 22 exons. The record is from RefSeq and is a predicted model, not a curated record. Gene Ontology annotation, molecular function: oxidoreductase activity; zinc ion binding; protein binding.
GAAGCGGCGGCAGGAGGAGGCGGGCUGAGGGUGCACGGCACCGGGGAGGAGGAGGAGGAUGGCGCUGGGGAUGGCGGCGGCGCUCUAGCAGGAGGCGGCGCGGACACGCGUGGAUGUGGUCUCCGGCCCCCGAGCGACCCGGCCCCGAGAUCUAACAAUACCAUGUCAACUGGAAGGGUACGAACGAAAAAAAAGGCAUGUUCUUCAGAUCAGUCUCCAGACAAUCUUCCUGUGAGGAGUUCUGGAAGACAGGUGAAGAAAAAAGCGGCUGAAGCAGCAGCAGAUGAUGAUGAUGAAGCAUCAGAGAAGAAAUAUAGGAAGUGUGAAAAAGCUGGAUGCACUGCAACAUGUCCUGUUUGCUUUGCCAGUGCGGCUGAAAGAUGUGCUAAAAAUGGGUAUACAUCUAGAUGGUAUCAUCUUUCCUGUGGGGAACACUUCUGCAAUGAAUGUUUUGACCACUAUUACCGAAGCCAUAAAGAUGGUUAUGAGAAAUACACUGCCUGGAAAAGGAUUUGGACAAGUAAUGGUAAAAGUGAGCCCAGUCCAAAAGCCUUUAUGGCUGAUCAACAGCUUCCUUACUGGGUGCAGUGCACAAAGCCAGACUGUGGUAAAUGGCGUCAGCUGACAAAGGAAAUCCAGCUGACACCACAAAUAGCAAAAACAUACAGAUGUGGUAUGAAACUGAACAAUUCCACCAAGACUGAGGGCUCAGACCAAUGUUCCAUGCCUGAGGACUUGAGAGUGGCUGAAGUUUCAGACCAUUGGUGGUACUCCAUGCUCAUACUCCCUCCUUUGCUGAAAGACAGUGUGGCAGCUCCCUUUCUAGCUGCAUAUUAUCCAGACUGCGUGGGCAUGAGUCCAUCCUGUACCAGCACUAAUCGGUUACCUGGUGAAUCCAACCUUGUGAAGUUAGAGCACUUAAAGAGCGUGCCUAAUUUGACUGUUGCAGGCAUGAACAAGUAUUUCCAGCCUUUUUACCAACCCAAUGAAUGUGGGAAAGCACUUUGUGUGAGGCCGGAUGUCAUGGAACUGGAUGAGCUCUAUGAGUUCCCAGAAUAUUCACGAGACCCUACCAUGUACUUGGCGCUGAGAAACUUGAUUUUGGCUCUGUGGUACACAAACUGCAAGGAGGCUCUUACCCCUCAAAAAUGUAUCCAUCAUAUCAUUGUUCGGGGGCUUGUGCGUAUUCGCUGUGUACAGGAAAUGGAGAGGAUACUUUAUUUUAUGACAAGGAAAGGGCUAAUCAAUACAGGGCUUUUGUCAGUCGGUCCUGACCAGUACCUUCUUCCUAAGGAAUACCACAGCAAAUCUGUUAUUAUUGUUGGGGCUGGUGCAGCAGGAUUAGCAGCAGCCCGACAACUGCACAACUUUGGAAUUAAGGUCAUUAUCUUAGAAGCUAAAGACAGAAUUGGUGGCCGAGUGUGGGAUGAUAAGACAUUCACAGGAGUCACUGUUGGAAGAGGUGCACAAAUCGUCAAUGGAUGUGUCAACAACCCAGUGGCACUAAUGUGUGAGCAACUUGGCAUUAAAAUGCACAAACUAGGGGAGAAAUGUGACUUGAUCCAGGAAGGCGGAAGGAUAACAGAUCCCACUAUUGAUAAACGUAUGGACUUUCAUUUCAAUGCCAUCCUAGAUGUCGUCUCUGAGUGGAGAAAAGAUAAAACCCAACAUCAAGAUGUUCCUCUUGGUGAAAAAAUACAAGAGAUCUAUAAAGCCUUUAUUCAGGAGUCUGGUAUCCAGUUCAGUGAGCUGGAAGAAAAAGUAUUACAGUUCCAUCUCAGUAAUUUGGAGUAUGCCUGUGGCAGCAAUCUCUCUCAGGUAUCUGCACGCUCAUGGGACCACAAUGAAUUUUUUGCCCAAUUUGCUGGAGAUCACACUCUUCUAACUGUGGGAUAUUCAACUGUGAUUGAGAAGCUGGCAGAAGGGCUGGACAUCCGGCUGAAUUUCCCAGUACAGAGCAUUGACUAUUCUGGUGAAGAAGUGCACGUCACUACUGCAGAUGGAACAGUGUGGACAACACAAAAGGUAUUAGUGACUGUACCACUGGCCCUUCUUCAGAAAAAUGCCAUUCAGUUUAAUCCUCCACUGUCAGAAAAAAAAAUUAAAGCCAUUAAUAGUUUGGGAGCAGGAGUCAUUGAGAAGAUUGCCUUGCAGUUUCCUUACAGAUUUUGGGACAGUAAAAUUCAAGGAGCUGAUUUUUUUGGUCAUGUUCCACCCAAUUCUAGCCAACGUGGGCUCUUUAGUGUUUUCUAUGACAUGGAUCCAGAGGGCAAAGAAAGCAUUUUAAUGUCAGUGGUCACUGGAGAUGCUGUGGUAACCAUUAAGAAUUUAGAUGAUCAACAAGUACUGCAACAGUGUAUGACUGUACUCAGAGAGCUGUUUAAGGAGCAGGAGGUUCCUGACCCAGUGAAGUUUUUUGUUACUCGAUGGAGCAACGACCCUUGGCUCCAGAUGGCAUACAGCUUUGUGAAAACAGGGGGCAGCGGGGAAGCUUAUGACAUUAUAGCUGAAGACAUACAAGGAAAAAUUUUUUUUGCUGGUGAGGCCACAAAUAGGCACUUUCCUCAGACAGUUACAGGAGCUUACUUGAGUGGGGUUCGAGAAGCAAGCAAAAUAGCAGCAUUUUAAGUACUGAAAUUUUGUGUUUAUAGAUAUAUUUUUAAUUGUUUUCUGUGGGUAAAAUUAUCUUCAAGUUUCCUAUUGCUGCCUUUUUCCUACGUGGUACUUGAAAUAGUAUAUGGUACCUGAAGAUAAAAUCUUCAUCUUCUCCUCUUUCUCCUCCCACCCCAUUUUUAAGCCCUGAUGAUACAUAUUGUUGGGGGCUUUUUUCCAGCUAUGGUAUUACUAGCAGGAGUGACAUUGGAAUCCCUGACCACAGCUUAAGUAAGAGGACUUUUGUCGAGAGUCUUCUUCUGUAUGGCUCAAGUCAUGUUAUUGUGAACCUUCAUUUCAGAAGGUCAGAUUAAAACAAGACUAAGUUACAUACAGCAUUAAAAAUGCUGGCAGUUAGUUAUGAUGAUGGGAAUUUUCCACUAACUGUGCUUCUCAGGUUGAUUAUGCUCAUAGGAGUUCAUAUUGGCGUCCAAGAGCCUGAAUAGCCUAGAAAAAUUCUAGAAUUAUUGUAGGAAGAAACUCAAUGAUCAGUUUUCCCACUUGCAAUCAAUAAACUUUUCUAUAAUAUUUUUUCAUAUUCUUAGCUUCACUGAGUGGGCUUUGGAAUAUGAAGUUUGUUCCUUUAAUAAAUGAGCUGGAACAGUUUACAGUGCAAUCAUAGAAAGGUUAUUGUAGCUAAAUAAAACUUGAAAAAUUAACUUUUACAUUACUUUUAAAAACUUUGAAAUAUUCUCUGCUACUUAUUCAGAGGAAUUCUUGUUACAAUAAUAGGCUAGUAGUUUAGAUUUGCUCAUUGCUUCUGGUCAUGUAGAAACAGGACAGCUUAAAAGUAUUGUAUUUCUAUGAUUAUUUUGAAAACAAACUUCCAAAUUCAUUUGGGCCGAGUAGAGGAAGGAUCUACUGAUUUGAGUGUACAGUAGGGGGGGAAGGACUAAACUCAUUCAACUUUUAUAUUAAAAAAUAAGUGAAGAUGAAUGAGGAAAAAUAUUAACACGUUUAUGAAGGGCUGAAAGAUGGUGGCUUGCACUUUGACUUGAAGUUUUUUUUUUCUUAUAUUAUUAGAAUAUUAUUAAAAAACCAUGAGGGACUAAUUCAGUAAAGGCCAAACAUCUAUCUAGUAGCUUUUCCAUGGGACAGGGAAGAAAAUAUUUUUAACAGAAUAAGACAGAUAUAAUCAGGAUCUCUGUUGUAAUACUGCUCCAGUAAAACAGUAUUAAUGAAAAAAAAAAAAUCUACUUUUAGAUCUCUUCCCUCAUACCUUCCCUAUAAGUUCACUGUUAUACAGACCUCAGACCUCAUGAUUUCUGAAAUGAACAUAAGCACUUACACUAUUCACCCUCAUUCUCCUGCAUAGGCUUUUGUCUUUUUUUAAUCCCUUCAUUUAGAAAUGACACAGCAAUUUUUAUUUUUUUUUUUGAGUUCCAGUGCUUAUUUCCAUAAAGCUGUAUCCUUGGAAAAAAACAGGCAACCUUAACAAAAAUCAUAGAAUCCUAGAAUGUUAAAGGAGUUGGAAUGGAACUUAAAGAUCAUCUAGUCCCAACCCACCCUGCCACGGGCAGGGACACUUCUGACAUGACCGGGUUGCUCAAGGCCUUACCCAACCUGGCUUUGAUCACCACCAGGGUUCUACUGAAUAAAUGCAAUUCUUCUUUUCAAAUACAUAAUGUUUUGGUUUUAGAGUAGCUAUGAUAUUGUUAAAGCCCCUUUAUUUAAUCUCUAAUUUACAAGGUGAAGAUGUUUAUAUAAAUAGAUGUUUUUCAGAUAUAUAUUCUGUUCUGCUUCUUAAAGCUGGGUUAUAUGAAUUACGAGGAAGAGUGAAUUUUUUCAUAAUUUUCCUCUACAUAAAUGCUAGUAUGUACAGUUUUAAAGCAUUUCCAAGCAUUAAUUUGUAAUUUAAAGGCUAUAAGAAGCAAGACAAAGCCCUUUGAUGAUAAAAGAUAAUCAGACAUCAAAUUUUUCCUUUGGUAGUCAUUUGCACUUUGUUAGUUUCCUAUAUUACGGGCCACCUUAUGGCAUAACUAGGAAAGAUUGAGAGCUAUGUAUGUUUUGAGUUUCAAGUUUCUUUCCCUCUUUACCAUAUAUGACAAAUUAUUAGCAGAGAAGCUUCUGGUGGUGGGAAAAAGACUUAUUACUACAAGCCCAAAACAUUAUAUUCCAUGGCUUCUUCAGCUGACCUUGUUCAAAACUUCAGCUUAUUAACAUAUAAACAUGUCACAUUUCAGGUAGGAAUGGUCUGGAAAGUUUAGCUCAGCAUCCUUUUCCGCAGUCCAAAGUUUGUGUGAAUGUGCUUAAUGUCAUCCUGUUAAUUCGUAUUUGGGGUUUUCAAUCUACCUGCAACUUUGCAGGUAGAUAAAUGCUAUAUCCUAGAGAAGAGAGAUGGACAUGGACAUGGACAUGAACAAAUACCGUCAUAUUUGGCUUUAGAUGAUGCACACUUACAGCAUUACAAAAACAGAUAACAAAUGAUAAAUUUAAUCAAUGGCCUAGUCUAUUAAUUAUUUGUAUAUUAUUUUAGUGCCAGGGCACUUAAACUGUGUUGUGCCGCACUUAAUUUUGAGGAGUAAAUAAAGUAUGUUCCAUUUUAAUUUACAUUCACUUGAAAUAUAUAAGAACAUCAGGCUGGUUCUGAGACUUCAUUCUUUAAUGUUGCCCAAAAUUUUUUUUCAUAUCUAUGUUAAAAUUUAUUUCAAGCAUGUAUGUGUUUUGUGUUUAAUUUAUUCCCUCAAAUAAAGAACUGGGGAAUGUUUUCUUUGAGUGGAUUUGUUUAAAUGUUAUUAAAAAAAAAAGAUUUGAAUGCAGAGCAUGAUCUGUUACAAUUCUUCUGUGUGACUAUGUUAUGGCAGCAGAAUAAAACUGGAAAGUAUUCACAGGA